CCCACCCACUUCACCUCUUUGUGUUUCUUUUCUUGGGCUGGGCCUGAUCUUUCUCCUGGUUUCAUUCCCUAAAGGACUUGGAUUCCUGGGUAUGGUGAUGACUGGCAAAAAAGGUAAAUGUCCUGGGAGGAGCCCCGGGACAGAAUCCAGACGGCGGGGCGAUGAUGGUAUCAAUACACAAUCUCUCGGAACUGGAGCGCCUGAAACUGCAAGAGACAGCUUACCAAGAACUCGUGGCCAGACGUUUCCUCUCCGAAUUCAGACCUGAGAGAGCGUUGCCCGUUGACCGUCCAAACACUUUGGAGAAGUGGAUUCAGCUUCUAAGAGGACAAGAGAGAGACCUUUCGCUCAAGACGUUUGGCGUCUCGCUGAAAGAGGUGCUGGUGAACGAGCUCACCCGACGCAAGCAUCUGGAACUAAUCGCUGCCAUGCAGGUGGAAGAAGAGAACCGUCAGAUUUCAGGCCGCCGUCGUCGUCGGGGAAACGUGGUGCAAAGAAUGUUUGGAAAUCUUCGGCGCUUUUUCAGUCGUCGUUGGGCCAGGGCCACGUUGCCCCAGGAGUUCACUCGCCGGGGUCGUCGAGGUGCUAUAUCUGUGGAUAGCCUGGCUGAGCUGGAAGAUGGGGCUCUGCUGCUGCAGACCCUGCAACUUUCCAAGAAUUCCUUUCCAAUUGGCCAACGCCUGCUGGGGUCCAAGAGGAAGAUGAGUCUCAAUCCUAUUGCAAAACAAAUCCCCCAGAUUGUGGAGGUUUGCUGCAGUUUCAUUGAAAAACAUGGAUUAAGGGCAGUGGGAAUUUUCACAGAAGAGUACUCUGAGGAGAGAGUGCAGGAGCUCCGUGAAGAAUUUGAUCGAGGUCUGGAUGUAGUGCUGGAUGACUCUCAGAAUGUGCACGAUGUGGCAGCACUCCUUACGGAGUUUUUUCGCGACAUGAAAGACUCUCUGAUACCAGAUGAUUUGCACAUGUCCUUCCUCAUGACAGCCACUCUGAGGCCACAAGACCAGCUUUCUGCCCUCCAGUUGCUAGUUUAUCUCAUGCCUCCAUGCCACAGUGACACCCUUGAGCGCCUUUUAAAGGCACUCCAUAGUGUCACUGAGCAUUGUGAGGAUGUGAUUGGCAUGGAUGGGCAACUGGUUUUUGGCAACCGUAUGACUUCCACUAAUUUGGCCUUGGUGUUUGGAUCUGCUCUUCUAAAGAAGGGAAGAUUUGGCAAGAGAGAGUCAAGGAAGACAAAACUGGGGAUUGACCACUAUGUUGCUUCUGUCAAUGUGGUCCGUGCCAUGAUUGAUAACUGGGAUGUUCUGUUCCAGGUGCCUCCCCAUAUUCAGAGGCAGGUUGCUAAACGUGUGUGGAAAUCCAGUCCUGAAGCCAUUGAUUUUAUCAGACGCAGGAAACUGAGGAAAAUUCAGAGUGCUCAGAUUAAGAUGGAAGAGGAUUCUUUACUUUCUGACCCUGUGGAAAAUUCUGCUGAAAUUCGGGCUGCUGUUCUAGGUCAAAGCACUCCUUUGGAUGAAGGUUCCUCUGAGGAGCCCGCUGUGCCUCCCGGCACUGCCCAUUCCCAUGACGAUGAGGAAGGAGUGGGCAAACCCCUCAUUCUGGAGCAAGAGCGCCCAUUGCUCCAUAUGCCCCCGGAGAAGGAGGCCAAAACUGGCAUCGGUUCCUUGUUUGCUUAGAUGUUUUCCUUUUAUAUGGUGCCGGACAGGGAGAAAGGGCAGGAGUAGACCUGAGAUGUCACAGGAAACAUUAAGGAAAGCCUUGAAUGUAAAUAUUUGAGGAUGAGAAGGACUUCCACCUGAUGCUCCAGUCAGGUUGAGAAUUCCAAACGAACAUCAGCCCCUUCACAAGGGCUGCUUGGUCUCUUCAGCUGGUAAAAGCAGAGUUGUUUCUGUGUCAUUUCUAGUCUCCCUGGUGCUACAUUGCCUUUCUCUUUUAUCCCUGAUCCUGGCUUUAUCGCUACAGCCUUUCCUUUAAUUGAUGUAACAUUUGUGGUAAACACCUGUCCCAGAGAAGCUCACAAAUCUCUAGGUGCUUUCCCUCCAUCAAAGGGGAUUGCAUGUUUUUCUAACUUCCUCCCAAGAGCUCCAUUGGAAAGGCCUUCAAGAGGCACAGUAGGGUGUUAGGUCAGUCCUCUGACAGCUGACAAUUAAUGCUAAACCAUGUAAUAUGUAUUCAUAGAUCUAUCACCACAACAACUCUGCCACCUCAGGAUAUUUUUUCCAAAUUACUUAGACCAAUGGUCUCUCAAGCAGCCACUCCCAAAAUUUUGUACAAGGAAAGCACAAGUGUAAAUCUAAUUAACUUUUUUAGAGUCAAAAGUUAAGAGGAUCAAUUUGACUUUUAUUACCUGGACCUCUUUCACAGAGAGCUGGCAUGCACACACCAUUGUCAGCAAAACACCUACCUAGGUAUGGACACCUAGUUACAAGUAGUCAAAGUAAUCUGACUACAAUUGUUCUUACCUAUCAACAUUGGUAGCGCCUCCCUUCAGGAUGGCACAAAUUUGUAGGACAUUUUCUCAUAACACACAGAUAUGUGCUGUGAAUGACAACUAAAAUUGUAGCUGAUAUUGAUGGGUAAAAACUGUUAUGGUCUGUAGAACGAGUAACGCAUUGUAUUGAGGGAUGGAAAUUCAUUACUCAAUGGGUUAGAUCUACAGAGCUCAAAGAUUUGUGAUUUUUAAAACUUCUCUGGCAUGUAAUCAUUAAUAAACCUCUGUAUUGUGA
Molecule: messenger RNA, 2720 nt
Organism: Sorex araneus (European shrew)
Lineage: Eukaryota; Metazoa; Chordata; Mammalia; Eulipotyphla; Soricidae
Gene: ARHGAP36
Product: Rho GTPase activating protein 36
Exons: 12
Coding region: 162-1670 (502 amino acids)
Biological process (GO): signal transduction
Source: RefSeq, a predicted model, not a curated record